Conger conger (European conger) is the source of this 4022-nucleotide messenger RNA. It is a transcript of the gene orc1, whose product is annotated as origin recognition complex, subunit 1. The transcript is spliced from 19 exons. NCBI's taxonomy places the organism in Eukaryota, Metazoa, Chordata, Actinopteri, Anguilliformes, Congridae. The record is from RefSeq and is a predicted model, not a curated record. Gene Ontology annotation, cellular component: nuclear origin of replication recognition complex. Gene Ontology annotation, biological process: DNA replication initiation; mitotic DNA replication checkpoint signaling. Gene Ontology annotation, molecular function: DNA replication origin binding; ATP binding; ATP hydrolysis activity. Bases 379 to 3114 code for a protein of 911 amino acids.
UUUUGCACAAUGGACAAUGACACCUCACACUAUCAUGUACAGUCAGUGGCCCUCCCCUACUAAAGUUUGCUACGUAAUCAGCGCGCGAAAACUUGCGCGAAGAGCCACGGAAUGAAUAGAAAGUAUAGUACUACUUGUGUACUUCCAAAGUAAAUGUAUUAGGUUCACCCUAUAUGACGUACACUUAUACGUAUAAGUUCCCGCAUGAUAGCAUCCGAUAUAUAUUUUAAUUUUAGCUUAAACUGCUAUACUUGUUUUUAUACAUUUUAUUGUGUACCUAGUUACAUUUUGGCUCGCUGAAUGUUGUGCUACCGAACGUCAGCAAUAUUACUGGCUUGCUACGAGUAACCUUUAGUUCUGUUAAUAAGUGCAAUCAUCAUGAGUCGAUACUUCACGAGACUACAAAUGAGACGGGUUUACGCCUGGGUAGGAAAACCCACGACCGUCAACAGAAAAUUGCGCACACAUUGCUAUGGGGCUCUCCACAUAAGCAUGGAUGACAAGCCUGAAGCCAGUCUGAUUAAAAUUGGUCAGUACAUCUUGAUUGAAGGGGAGGAUGAUGAAAACCCAUAUGUUGCCAAGGUUCUGAACUUCUUUGGUGACGAAGCGGGCAAGAACAAGAAAGCCACGGUGCAGUGGUUUGCACGUUUCUGUGAGGUGCCCCCCGGGAAGAGGAAGCUGCUUGGCAGGGAGCCCCACCCCCAGGAGAUCUUCCUCUACCAAGAUAGCUCGUGUGACACUGAGAUCAGUGCAGAGACCAUCAUAGGCACAGUGCAGGUGGAGCACUUGCCUGAGGACGCCGUCUUCCCUGAGACGGGGAACAGGAACACGCUCUAUGUCAAAAUGUGUUGGGACAGGAAGGCUUUCAAGGUCAUGGACAGCAAACAGAUUGAGCAGCACGCCGUGGCCCCUGAGCCCCCGGCCCCGCUGCCUCGUGCUCUGCCCACCCCUGACCUGGCAGUGCUGAAGCGGGCUAUGCAGGGGCCUCGGAGCCGGGUCUCCAUGAGCACGGGCAAGCUGGACCCCAGCGAGGCCGAGUCGGCCCACUCCAUCUCCAAACUCUCCGCUGCCAAGGACCUGAGCCACGUGCGACUGCGCCGCUGCUCCUCCACGCCCGGGGUGCGCAAGAAGCUGGAGCUCAAUAGCCCAGUGAAGAAACUAACCAGGGAGGAAGUAAUCGAAGAGUUACUGCACGAUGAGAUCGAGACCCAGAAGGAGCAAAUGAAAGUCAGCAAGCUGCCCUGUUCCACACCUCGAAUUACAUUAAGGAUCAACCUGUCCACCCCGAAGUGUUCAUCCGAGUCCCUGUUAGGUGUUAGGAUAACCCCGCUGAAGCCCUGUCCGAGUUUACCCAGCUUUACUGAGCACCCACUGCAGGACCAGGACUCCAGGGACUGGCUCGGUGUCUCCCCUCUGGAGGACGAGGCUGAGACAGGGGUCAGGGCAAGGUCAUCAAAGACCCCCAAACGGGCAACCCCCAAAAGGAGCAGUUUGAGGGUGCAGAAAGCUAGAACUCCGUCAAGGAGGAAGGACUCCUCUUCCACCAUUAAGGAGCCUGCUCUGGGGGUGCUGCCGGAGGAGGACGUAGGGCAGACGGCCAUGACACCACGUUCAAAAAGGAAGUCUGCUCAGCUGGUCUCUGAACGCAUCAGAAAACAGCUAAAGCUGCUUAGCUCCAGUCGGCAUCUGGACUUGGACAGUGAUGACAGUGAUGAUGCCUUUGUACCAGCGAAGAAGGACAUGGAGAUUAGCAGUGAGGAUGAAGCGGAGGAUGAGGAGGUGGGGAGUGAGGAAGAGCUUGUUGUGAAGAGGCGCAAACGGACCGCUGGAACCCACACUCCACGGUCCACUCCGAAAGCUCGUACCCCAGCCAGGACUCCAUCCAAAACACCCAGUAAAAAGGCUGUUCCCAGUACUCCACGGACGCCCCGUCAUGCGACUCCUAGCAUUCCCAGCAGGUCACUGCCAGCCCGGAAUCCAGGAAAUGUGCUGGAAGAAGCGAGAGCCAGACUCCAUGUGUCCUCAGUGCCUGAGUCGCUGCCAUGCAGAGAGCAGGAGUUUGAGGAUAUUUACAGCUUUGUGGAGAGUAAGAUCAUCGACGGCACUGGAGGGUGCAUGUACAUAUCAGGGGUGCCAGGCACUGGGAAGACGGCCACAGUGCAUGAGGUGAUUCGCUGCCUGCAGCAGGCAUCUGACCAGGAUGAGAUCCCCACCUUCCACUUCAUCGAGAUCAAUGGCAUGAAGAUGACCGACCCACACCAGGCCUACGUCCAGAUACUGCAGAAACUGACUGACCAGAAAGCCACAGCAGACCACGCCGCCUCCCUGCUGGAGAAACGCUUCAGCAACCCCGCCCCCAGGAAGGAGGCGACCGUGCUGCUCGUAGAUGAGCUGGACUUAUUGUGGACCAGGAAGCAGAAUGUAAUGUACAACCUGUUUGACUGGCCAACGCGACGCCACGCACGCCUGGUGGUCUUGGCCAUUGCCAACACCAUGGACCUUCCUGAGAGAAUCAUGAUAAACCGUGUGGCCAGUCGGCUGGGCCUCACCCGGAUGUCCUUCCAGCCAUACAGCUUCAAACAGCUGCAGCAGAUCAUCACCUCCCGGCUGAACAGGGUGAAAGCCUUUGAGGAAGAUGCCCUUCAGCUUGUCUCCAGAAAGGUGGCGGCACUCUCGGGCGACGCUCGGAGGUGUCUGGACAUUUGCAGGCGCGCUACGGAAAUCUGCGAGCACUCGAGCAGCCAGCCCUCAGACACGGGACUGGUGGGGAUGAGCCACGUAAUGGAGGCCUUGGAAGAGAUGUUCUCCUCCUCCUAUAUUACCGCUAUAAGGUGUGCGUCGCUUCAGGAGCAGCUCUUUCUGCGCUCCAUCAUUGCGGAGUUUCGCAGAUUAGGCCUGGAGGAGGCCACCUUCCAGCAGGUGUUUGUGCAGCACCAGGCGCUGUGUCGUGUCGAGGGGCUGCAGCCCAUCAGUGUGUCCGAGGGCCUGGCCGUGUGUCAGCGUCUGGGGGCCUGUCGGCUCCUGCUGCUGGAGCCCAGCCGCCUGGACCUACUGCUGCGUGUGCGGCUGAACGUCAGCCAGGACGACGUGCUGUACGCCCUGAAGGAGGACUGAGCGCAGGAGCCUGUACUGGGGCUGUGUUUGUGUGCGCUGGUCGGCCAAGGGGAGCCCCAUGCCCAUAAAGGACUUCAGCAAGCCUGCCUGGUGGGUAUACAGCCAAGAAAUAGUCAUUUCUUCAUUAGCGCUCGUUAUGCUUGUCCUCUUCUAUAAUGGUGAACUCUGCAGAACGGGCAUAAUCAGAGAUUAUAGAAUCGUGCUGGGAUGUAUAUGUUGACCGGUGAGAGGAAGGCUCAUUUGUGCUUAAGAAUUAUGUAUGGGGUUUUACACAACAGGGCAGGGAGGGAGGCUAAGCUAUGUCCUACUGAGAGGUGUGUUCAGCUUCCCUGGGUAAAUUACAUUGUGUUGAUUUGAGACCAUUGAUGUUUAAUCUGUAAUAGCACUGUACAUUUACAGCAAGGCCUGAGAAAAUCCCAUCACUGUUCAGUGUUUGAACUUUUUGCUGUACCUUUCAUUUUCUGUGUAUUAUCUCACCAUUUUGCAGGUGACACACUUAAAUAUAAUCACUUUUACCAAUUCUCAGUGAAAGUUGUAAAUGUCCAUUAGAAUUUGUGAUAUCUCAUAUUGUUUAUAACAUUAUGGCAAUGCUUUUAUGAAAUGUAUAAGUUGGAGUAAAGUUUAAGUACCAUUUAUGGUGAAUACAGAAUCAAGAUUUUUUUCCCAUAGGCCAAGGGAAACAUGGUGUCAAUCCAGCAUUGUAGAGAAAAAUAAGGCUUCCAGAGACGUAAUGUAAAACCAUAUUUGAUGCACGUUGUUUACCAUUGAAGCCAGACUACAGUUUUUUGAACUUCACUUUUAAAAAGGUUUCAGCCAUGGAUAUAUUUUUAUACUCUCCUUUGUGCAAGUUUUAGUGUUGAUGUUGUUUAAUUUCAGUGCUUAAUAAAAUGGAUUAUUAUUAUGGUAAA